AGCGCGCGUGCGCGUCCUCCCUCCGAGCCCUCCCGACUGCGGCUGCGCAAGAGCUUGGUCUCGGAGGGAAGGAAAGGUUUCUAUUGCGGAGACGCUGCCGGCCGUGGUGAGCGCCGCCAUGCUACUCUCUGCUCCUUUUCGGGUCGCCGUUGCACGCACGGCGGCACAGGUUCGCUGUCUUCAUACAACAGCUGCAUGCAAGGGUGGUGGUGGAGCUUUGUUUGUGCACAGGGACACUUCUGAAAACAAUCCAAGCACCCCAUUUGAUUUUACACCUGAAAACUAUAAGAGGAUUGAGGCAAUCGUAAACAACUACCCAGAGGGACACAAAUCUGCUGCAGUUAUUCCAGUUCUGGAUCUAGCCCAAAGACAGCAUGGAUGGCUACCUAUAUCAGCUAUGAAUAAGGUUGCCGAAAUUCUAAAGAUGCCUCCCAUGAGAGUUUAUGAAGUAGCGACCUUUUACACAAUGUAUAAUCGUAAACCUGUUGGAAAACACCAUAUCCAAAUCUGCACCACUACACCUUGCAUGCUACGAGACUCAGAUAGCAUAUUAGAAGCCAUUCAGCAGAAGCUCGGUAUAAAAGUUGGAGAAACAACAUCUGAUCAGCUAUUCACUCUAACUGAAGUAGAAUGCUUGGGAGCUUGUGUGAAUGCACCAAUGGUACAAAUAAAUGAUAACUACUAUGAAGAUCUGACAACAAAAGACAUUGAAGACAUACUUGAUGAACUGAAAGCUGGAAAAGUUCCAAAACCUGGACCAAGAAAUGGACGCUUCUCUUGUGAGCCAGUUGGCGGUCUUACUUCUCUGACAGAACCACCUAAGCCACCUGGCUUUGGAGUACGGUCAGAUCUUUAGAAUUGCUUUUCCUUCUGUAAAAUAGUACUUCAAAAAUAAAAUCUAAAAUAAGGAUACAA
Molecule: messenger RNA, 915 nt
Organism: Anolis carolinensis (green anole)
Lineage: Eukaryota; Metazoa; Chordata; Lepidosauria; Squamata; Anolidae
Gene: ndufv2
Product: NADH:ubiquinone oxidoreductase core subunit V2
Exons: 8
Coding region: 119-856 (245 amino acids)
Biological process (GO): mitochondrial electron transport, NADH to ubiquinone
Molecular function (GO): NADH dehydrogenase activity
Source: RefSeq, a predicted model, not a curated record